Messenger RNA from Globicephala melas (long-finned pilot whale), 2900 nucleotides. RefSeq names its product lipocalin like 1 (gene LCNL1). The record is from RefSeq and is a predicted model, not a curated record. Gene Ontology annotation, molecular function: small molecule binding. NCBI's taxonomy places the organism in Eukaryota, Metazoa, Chordata, Mammalia, Artiodactyla, Delphinidae.
AUGUGCAGUGCCCACUGCAGCCCACCAGACCCCACCCAGGCAGACGUCAGCCAGGCCCCGCCCAGGCACCGAGGGUGUGAGGCUCAGAGGAGGAAACACCUGUGCUGGCCGGGGGUGGCUGGGGGCCACUGGGCCAAGGUGCUCCAGGGUGCACCUCGAUCGUGCUGCUCGUUGGCUGGACCCUCGCGCUGCUCGCGGCAUCCCCAGCGGGCCCAGGUCCCCACCCAGGCCAACUCUGACACCAGCCAGUUCCAGGGCAUCUGGUGCACGGCUGGGGCGGUGUCAGAUGACCAGGGCUUCCUGGACUCCAAGGACAGCAUGAAGAUGCCCGCGGUCUUGGUGAUCCCUUUGGCCAACGGCGACCUGGGCCUCAAGUUUGGCAUCGAUGUGACGGCGGGGACAGGUGGGCCCUGGGACAGGCUGGACACCAUCGCCCACGCGCGGCCGUCGGCAGCACCUAAGUGGCAGCCGUUUGUGUCAUGGUCGGGCAGCGUCCUCAGGGGCUGGGGGCUGGCCCGGACCCUCCCCGCUCAGGGGGCCCAGUGGGGCCGCAGCGGCCUGACCGGGGCUACUGUGCAGGCUGCUGGGGUCCUCCUCCCCAGGCCCGAUGGCGGGUGCCAGAAGACGGACGUGACCCUCACCAAGGAUGCCGUGGACGGGCGGCUCAGCAGCGCGGCCAUGGCCCAGACCAACAUCCGGGUGGCUUUCGCCGACUACAAGCACUUCACCGUGUUGUACUCCAAGACGCAGAAGCGGGACGUUAGGAACGUCUGGCUGCGGCCCUACACCCGGGCCCCAGAGCCAUUUCCUGAAGAUGCCCAGAAGAUGCAGCAGCUGGUACCCCAAGUGGGCUUGAACCGCAGCCAGGGCGCCCUGCUGCCCAAGUCAGACAGUUUUCCUGAGAAACACAGCCCUGUCCUACCCGACGGCGAGGUUACUGGGAUAAAGAGCCCCGCAUCCCAGGGACCGCAGACAGCCCCUCCACACCUGCACCCAACACCUGGAGGCCCCGCCGCCGCCCCUGCCGCCUGGCCGACCUGCCGGCCUCUGGCCCUCUGCAGACACUACAAGGGCAGGGUCUCCCCCCUCCCCCCAGCCUGACACCAGUCCCACUAUGUGGGAGCAGGUGGGAAGGCCCAGAGAUCCAGCACCUCCCAGCCAAGAUGCCACCUGCCAACCAGCAGAGGCGCCCGCAGAGACACUGGUGAUGAACUCGCAGUCAACUUGCUUUUCUUUUCUGCCCCUGGCAGCGCCGUGUGGCUGGUGGGAUCUCUCUUCCCCAACCAGGGAUAAAAGCCGGGGCCCCCGGCAGAGCAAGUGCUGAGUCCUAAGCACUGGACCGCCAGGAAAUUCCCAGCUGAUCUAUUGAUCAACUGAUCUAUCGGUUGUCAUUCAGCUUCCACGUGGAACAAGAGAAGACGUGGUGGAAAUCGCUCAGGAGCAGGGAUUUAAGGCGGGGCGGGGUGGGGGGAAGAGUCUCCAGCAGGCUCUCGGUCCCUUCCUUCCCCACUAACUCAACCCUCCCAUGUCCCCUGGGAAGGAUCUGGAGUGAGGAGAUGCAGUUUUCCCUUCACGGCCCAUUGGGGGGCAGCCCCCCAGGGCCCCUCUGGACCCAGGAAGGGUCAUGCCCCUGGCGGCUGCGGAUCAGCCCAGUCCUGCAUUCCCAGCUCCGGCCACACGGGGGCGGACUUCAGCCAGUUCUCCACCCGGAAGCCCAGGGCUGCGUGUGUAAGAUCUGUCGGCUGGCACCCUCCUCUGCUCGCAACUACUCCAGUGGGUCCCAUCUCACUGAGAGUAAAGGCCAAAGUCCUUAGGUGGCCAACAAAGGCCCCCCGAUCGGCCUUCUUCUGACCCCACCAGUAUGACUGCAAAGAGCCGGGUCACUGGAAAAAAGAUUGUCCCAAACCUCGGUGCUUCGGGUGCCUUCAGCCCUCGGACCAGCCUUUCCAACGCCCUCCUGACCUCCAGAGACGGGGUCCGAGGAACCACGGGGGCUCUUCCCAAACCUCCCUCUUUUUUUUGUUUUUCUUAAACUGUGUCUUUUCUUUCUUUCCAACCCUCCCUCUCAGUCAGCUGAGGUUGGUUACUGAUUAUUUACAUGGACGAGAGGAAGAGACAAGUUUUGUUUGAGCUAAACUGAGGACUGCAGAGCAGAGACCCAGAUUCAAGAAGCACUUGACUUGCGUUCCCCAGGCUACACAAUGGGGGAGGCCUAUACAAGCAAAAACUGCAAAGUUACGUAAAUUGUCAAGAAUUAGAACAGGAGCUGGCAAUAAGGAAGGUGCUUAUAGAGCAAGAAUUGGUUGGGCUCCAAAUGCAUAGUUACCAGGAGAGAUCUUGAGAUUAGAAGGUUGCUGGUGGCAGCAACUAGCAGAUGCUAUUUUGAGAACAGUUGGUCAUGACCUUGAGUCUGAUACAGCUCAGAAAAUUCAAGUCCCCAGUGAUGCAGGAACUGUCUGAAACCACAUCCGCGAUGGCCACCCGGCUCCAAUUCGGAUGCCUGAACCACAGUUUAAUAUCUUCUCAGAACAACAAACAUCAAACGUGACAAGGGUACAUUUCUUCAAGUUUUCAAAACAGAUUAGCAGGUACACAGCAAGUCAGCAUGACCUUGGCGUCUGGGAAGGGAAUCUCAUCUUCGAAGGAAUACUGGCAUUGGUGUUGCUGGGGAGGGGGCAGCACGCAGCAUUUAUCCCUGUAUUCAAAGUGGACAUUCUAAACAAUCAGGUAAUGCAUUUUUCUCCUCCUCCUCCUUAUUUUUUAAUGGUUAAAGCAGAUAUACAGUUUACGUUUGACGGGCCAUAAGACAGACUGUUCUAAUUAGCGUAAAGUUCAAGCCAAAGUAUGUCUAAUCCAGAAUAACUUCCCCAUACCUUAAUAUGUGCAAAUUUCUUUCAUCA